Molecule: messenger RNA, 930 nt
Organism: Letharia columbiana
Lineage: Eukaryota; Fungi; Ascomycota; Lecanoromycetes; Lecanorales; Parmeliaceae
Exons: 2
Coding region: 1-930 (309 amino acids)
Molecular function (GO): FMN binding
Source: RefSeq, a predicted model, not a curated record
AUGCCUACCAACUUCGGCGACAAAGAGCAGCGCGAGGAGGAUCCCUCAGGUCACGAACAGCGCUUCGACCAGGAGAAGGCUGUCAAGAGAAACCCACAUCCAGACUUCAACAAGGUCGAAGCGUCUCGGCCAGAUUGGGCGGAAAGAUCCGAAUGGCACUUCACCAAGACAAAACGGCCGGGGUGGAAACUAGGUCAGGGCGCCAACGACGGCGGAGGGAGUCUUCAAAAGAAGCACGUGGAGAUAAACCCAUACGAGGAAGGUAGACCGGCAGUCUUUAACUACAAGCUGCUGAUCAGUGGGAUAAUUCCAAGACCAAUUGGCUUCGUGAGCACACGAUCUGAAGACGGCUCCUCUACAAACCUCGCUCCCUUCUCCUACACCAACGUCAUAAACCACGACCCACCUCUCUUCACCAUUGGCUUCGCAGGCGGCUUCUCCAACGCCAAAGACACGCUGCGCAACCUUGAAGCUACCAAAGAAUGCACUAUCAACAUCAUCAGCGAACACUACAUCGAAGCCGCUAAUGCUACGAGUAUCAAUGCGCCCUACGGCACAUCUGAAUGGUCGUUGAGCGGUCUUACCCCCGCCCCUUGCACGGAGGUCAAACCCUCCCGCGUGAAGGAGGCGAUUUUCAGUAUCGAAGGAAAACUGUUAUCGACAACAGAGUUUGAGAGCAGGGCGACGCCGGGCAAGAAAACGGGAGUGUUAGCUGUUGUCGAGGGAGUGAGGUUCUGGGUGAGGGAGGAUGCGAUCAAUGAGGACAGGAACAUAAUUGAUCCCGGGGUGCUGAGGCCGAUAAGCAGGCUGGGCGGAAUCAUGUAUGGGAGGACGGUAGAAGGGUGCGAGAUCCCGAGACCGGAUUUUGCAGACAAGGAGAAGGAGGGAGAGACGACGGGGUUGCUGAAACCAAAGAGGGAGAAUCAAUGA